Oryctolagus cuniculus (rabbit) is the source of this 13556-nucleotide messenger RNA. Lineage: Eukaryota; Metazoa; Chordata; Mammalia; Lagomorpha; Leporidae. The record is from RefSeq and is a predicted model, not a curated record.
CUCCUUCCUCCUUCCUCCUUCUUUCUGCUGAGUAGUAGUCCAUAGUGUUUAUGUACCAUAAUUUCUUUAUCCAGUGGACAGUUGAUGAACAGCUGGGUUGAUUCCAUUUCUUCACUUUUGUGAAUUAUGCUGCAACGAACAUAGGGGUACAGAUAACUUUUUCCAGAUGAUUUCUUUUGGUGUGGGUAAAUUCCCAGGAGUGGGAUGGAUGUAUCAUGGGAAGUCUAUAUUCAGCUUUUUGAGAUAUCGCCAUACUGUCUUCCACAGUGGCUGUACCAGUUGGCAUUCCCACUAACAGUGGAAUAGGGUACCUUUUCCCCCACAUCCUGACCAGCAUUUAUUGUUUGUUGAUGAGAGCCAUUCUAACUGGAGUGAGGUGAAACCUCAUUGUGGUUUUGAUUUAGAUUUCUCUGCUGGCUAGUGAUCUUGAGCAUUUUUUUUCUAGUGUCUGUUGGCCAUUUGGAUUUUCUCUCUUGAAAAAUGUGUUCAAGUCCUUUGGCCAUUUCUUAACUGGAUUGUUUGUAUUGUUUAAUUUCUUGAGCUUUUUAUAGAUUCUGGAUGUUAGCCCUUUAUCAGUUGUGUAGAUUGCAAAUAUUUUCUCCCAUUCUGUCAGUUGCCUCUUCACUUUGCUGAGUGUUUCUUUUGCAGUGCAGAAGCUUCUCAGCUUGAUGUAAUUCCCAUUUGUCAAUUUUGGCUUUGAUUGCCUGUGCUUCUGGAGUCAUUGCCAAGAAAUCUUUGUCUUUCAGAGUUUCUCCAAUGUUCUCUAGUAUUUUGAUGUUAUAGGGUCUUAGAUUUAGCAAUUCAUUUGCUCAAGAUCUACACAUUGCAUGCAAUUAAGUCUUUUAACUUUCUUUUGAGCUGUUGUUUCUCUCUUCCUCUUUUCCCCUUGUGACAUAUUUAUGAAGAAAUCUGGUUGUCUUUUCUUUGUUUCCCAUACUUGGUGCUUACUGUUGCAUCCCUGGGGGCCUGUAUAACAUGUUCCUCUGUCCUUUGUUUAGCCUGCAACUUGAAUCUGGAGGCUUGAUCAGAGUCAGAUUCAUAUUUUUGUAGUGCCAGCAUUUUUAAAGCACAAAUAAAAAGACGGCCCACUGAACAGUAUGUGCAUGCGUGUCCACAUCUGCACACAUACCAGUGCCUGUGUGUGCCCAUGUGCUUAUGCACACAUGUGUGUCCAGUGUGUGUGCACGUGCAUGCCUCUGUGUAUGCACACCUGUGUCCAUGUGUGUGUGUAUACACAUGUCUCAGUGUGUGUACACUUAUGCAUACAUACCUAUGUAUGUAUGUUUGCAUGUGUGUGCCUGUGUGCAUGCACACAUGUGCAUGCCCAUGCAUGUGCCCAUGGGAUAUUCUCUUCUAUGUCUGACCACUUUGCAGACAUCUUUGUCCUCCAGUGGUCACAGGCUCCUCUCAAGCUUACAGAACUGCUUCCAGGUUCCUUGUCAAAAAGCAGGCAAGGUGCAAAUCAAAAGCUUUGCCCUUGGUCAAAGCCAGUCCCUAGGAUGCUGCUUGUGGAAGCCAUUGGUGGAGACAGAGUUCUGGUGUUGUCUGCACUGCAGUUUCGUCCAGCAGCCUCCCUCUGUUGCCUGUAUUUUGACAUUGGGGUCAUUCCUGCUGGGAACUGUAGGAGGGUUGAGAACCAGCAUUUUCAUCCUCCUCCAUCCUGUCCCUUGGUACCCACUUAAUGAUGACACAGCCACAGGCUGGCUGUGCUGCAUUAGAGAAAUUAGGUGUGAGCUCUGCGUCUCCUGCAAAGGCCCUGUGGCCUGAUGAGAGGUUGAUGAGCAAAUAGCAAUGGCAGCAAUUCACCAAGUGCCCUGGAAACAGAAUGGGGGUGGGGGAAGAUCAGGAAUUCAGGUAGGAAAAUGCUGUCCAAACCAGAGACUGAGCUUGGAGGCAUCAGCUGCAAAGUGGAGAAAGAGCUGUGCAUCCAGCAGAUGCCUUCCCUGGCACAAGGAUGCUCUGAGCCACCCGUCAGUGUGCUAGCAUUACUGAGUGCCUCAUUCAGCAGGAGGCAACAUCUCAGCAGGAGGAAAAAGGGGCUUGUCUCAUCCUGCAAAGCACAUCUGGUGUCCAAGCCACUGGGCGCCCGUCUUAGCCCCUCUCUUUGAUCCCUCACUUCCGGCCCAUGGCCUGUGGUGUCCACUGAGCCUCCUAACAGAUCUCAGAUCCAUCCCCUCCUCUCCAUCUCCCCUCGGCCCCUCACUGGCGCCUGCUUUCUCCCUUGCUCACUCUGAUCCAUUUUUCACAUGGCAGCCAGGGUCCUAUUUCUGAGACAUAAAUCCCAUCAGAUCCCCCUGCUGACUGAAAUCUUUCAAUGGGUUGAAUUGUGCCUCCCCAGGAUUCAUGUUUACCCAGAACCUUGAAUGUGACCGUAUUUGGAAUAAGAGUCUUUGCAGACAUCAUUAAGUUAAGAUGAAGUCAUGCUGGGUUAGGGUGGGUCUUACAUCCAAUGACUGGUAUCCCAAGAAAAGAAGAUGAUACAGAGACACAGAGAGUAGAAGGCCAGAGGAAGACAGAGGCAGAGGUCCGAGCCAUGUGUCUACAAGCCAAAGAAUGCCAGCAGUGAUGGGCUGUGCCGGCAGCCAGGAAGAGAUGUGGAAGGAGUCUUCCCUUGAGCUUAUGCUGGGAGUGUGGUGAUGCAGACAUAUUUUAUUCUUAUAGAUUAUUUGUUUGAGGGGCAGAGAGGCAGACAGACACAGAGAAACUGAUCAACAGACAAGGAGAUCUCUCAUUUUCUGGGCUACUCCCCAGGUACCUGCAACAGCUAGGAGUGGGCUGGCCUGAAGCCAGGAGCUGGGAACUCAAUCAAUCCAUGUCUCCCGCGUGGGUAUCAGGGACCCAGUUACUGCAGCCAUCAUGGUUCCUCCCAGGAUCUGCCUCAGCAGGAAGCUGGAGUUGGGGGCUGGAGCUGGGACUUGAGCCCAGGCAUUUUAAUGGCAGGGGGCGUGGGCAUUGGAGUCUGCCCCUUAACCACUGGGCCAAAUGCCCGCCAGCCUGCCAGCUUCCUGAUGUCUGACUUGCACCCUUCAGAGCUGUGAGGGGAUAAAUUUCUGUUGCCUUUUAGAAAAUAUUUAUUUAAUUGAAAGGCAGAGUGAGAGAGCGAGAGAGAAUGUUUUCCAUCCGCUGGUUCACUCCCCAGAUGAAUGGCCAUAGCAGCUGGAGUUGGAGCAGGCUCAAGCUUGGAGCCUGGCACUCCAUCCAGGUCCUCCCACAUGGGUGGCAGGAACCAAAGGACUUGGGCCGUCCUCUGCUACUUUCUCAGGCCCAUUAGCUGGGAGCUGGAUCAGAAGCAGCGCAGCCAGAACUCAGAUUGGUGCUCAUAUCAGAUGCUGGCAUCACAACAUUGGCCCUAAAUUUUUGCUGCUUUGAGAAACCUAGUUGAUACUUUGUUAUGAUAGCUCUAGGAAUCCAACAGAGACCCUUUGUAAAUGGCACUGAACGUUACAUCUGGAAAAAAACAUCCAACUCCAUUCACAUGGCCUGCCAGGCCUGGAACAGUCUGGUUCCUUCUGCCCUGUGACCUGGGGUCUAUGUUCUCUCCAUGCCUCACAGGUGCUCCUCCUAACCCUCCCAUAGAUAUCCCUUUUAAACUCAGCUUUGGGGCCAGUGCUGUGGUGUAGCAGGUAAAGCUGCUGCCUGCAGUGCUGGCAUCCCAUAUGGGUGCCGGUUCAAGUCCCAGCUGCUCCACUUCCAAUCCAACUCUCUGCUAUGGCCUGGUAAAGCAGUGGAGGAUGGCCCAAGUCCUUGGGCACCUGCACCCAUGUGGAAGACCUGGAGGAGGCUCCUGGCUUCUGAUCGGUGCAGCUCUGGCCGUUGCAGCCAAUUGGGGAGUGAACCAGCGGAUGGAAGAUUCUCUCUCUCUCUCUCUCUCUGCCUCUGCCUCUGCCUCUCUGUAACACUGCCCCAAAUAAAUAAAUAAAUAAAUCUUUAAAAAAGAAAAAGAGCUCUCCACAGAGGGGCCUUCCCUGACCACCCCAUGCACCCCUAACCCCAUCUAAGUGGAGUCAGGCCCCUGCCCCUCUGUCACAUCACUCUGCUUUUCCCUUCUGUGGCGCGCUCAGUACAGUUAGGGUUCUGACUCACUUGCGAGGCUCACUCCUCCAGCAGAUGCAGGGCUCUCUGGGUACGCCUGGGUCUGUCUUGCUUGUCCUGUGUCCGUAGCUCUCCGUGCUGCGUCUGCCGCAGAGUGGGUGCUUCCUACACAGUUGCUGAGUCAGUGACCUCAACAAGCGCAAAGUGACAGAACCCAUGGGAUGAGGCUGUGCAGAAGGUUGGAUGCAGAGUUGGGGUGUGGGGUGGUAGUCAGUUCGGGGAGAUCAGAAAUGGCUCCAUGCAGGUCCCCACAAGGUCUGUGGUGAGGGAGGGUCGGUGCCAGCUGUGUUUCACUGCAAACUUAGGGGUGCUCCAUGUCACCACCACGUGUAAACAAGUUUAACAGAGGUUAAACUUGGCUCUGACCUCUGGUGAGAAGGGCUCCCCGUUCUCUGGCCUGUGUUCCACAGAUCCCACACAGGGCGGCAGUGAUCAUGACUCAGGUGCCACCGACCCUCGGGGCCAGCGACACUGGGGAAUGACAUUGCUCAGUGCAGAAAAUUCACAGUAAAGGCAGGACUCCAGGCAUCAUGGGUCAGGGUAACAUGGGCCUUGGGAGCACCCGAUCCCACUCCAAGUUUACAGAUUGGUCCCCAAGGCCAGGAAGGGGCAUGUGGCUUUCCCAAGGUCACCCACGGGUGUUGUCUCUGAGGUAGCACAGGACCAAAGCCUAGAUCUCCUUGGGCUGUCUAGGUCUCCUCAGAGGACUUUCCUUUUAGAAAAACAGUGACAUCCAAGCAGAGACAACCCCACCCCCCCACCAACCCACAUGCUCUGUCCUCUGUGCCAGGCUGACAUUUAAAUAACCUGAUCCAGCCCAGCUUUUCUUUAAGGCACAUAAGGGUAACAGUGAACUUGCAGAAGCUUUCUGGCUCUUUCCAACACCUGGAGAGGUCGCUGCUAGGCUUCCCCAGCCUCUACUGCCCUUGUGAUGUCUGGGAACCUGAGACAUGCUUGUGGGGGCAGGCAGAGAGGAGACGUGCCAUCUGGCUUACCUGUCCUGCUCCUCAUUACCCUGCCCAUGCCAUCAAGGCUGGGGUUGUACGCUCCAGCUCUGUGCCAGGCACACAGCUGGUGCUUAAUUAAAGCUCACCGAAGCAGCGAACAGCCUGAGGCUCAGCUGAUCCUUUCCAUGGCUUCUUCCACCUGCUGUGGCACCGUUGCCCCUUCCCCCCUUUCAGAGAACUGCAGUGUGGCAGGUUAUGGGGACCUUGGAGUCCCUGCCCCUGCCCAUCUGCUCAGCAGAUCACCUGGCUGUGGUCCUUGAGCCUCGUUUUCCUUCCCCUUCCAACUCCAUCCUUUGCCUCUAGCCCAUCUCAGAUGUCGCUUUUCCCUGCCCUGGUGCUGACUGCCACACCCGCUGCCCAAUGAAGAAGCUUGAGAACCUGUGCCAGCUGCCUCCGUGUCUCCCACAUCAGACCCAUAUUCGACAAAGCAGCUUUCAAAGGCAUGAUACUUCCAAGAUGAAAGUCACUCAAAGCCGGCGCCACGGCUCACUAGGCUAAUCCUCCGCCUUGCGGCGCUGGCACACCGGGUUCUAGUCCUGGUCGGGGCGCUGAAUUCUGUCCUGGUUGCCCCUCUUCCAGGCCAGCUCUCUGCUGUGGCCAGGGAAGUACAGUGGAGGAUGGCCCAAGUUCUUGGCCCUGCACCCCAUGGGAGACCAGGAUAAGUACCUUGCUCCUGCCAUCGGAUCAGCGCGGUGCGCCGGCUGCGAUGGCCAUUGGAGGGUGAACCAACGGCAAAUGAAGACCUUUCUCUCUGUCUCACUGUCCACUCUGCCUGUCAAAAAAAAAAAAAAAAAGAAAAGAAAAGAAAAAAAAAAGUCACUCAAAUGAUGCCAGCUCAUCACUUCAGUGACUUACCCUUGCACUUGCACCAAGCUCACCCCUCCCUUCUCUCGUGGGGCGGUGCCUCCUCACCUCCUCACUGCCCCAUCACCGCCCCAGGGAAGUCCUCUGUGACCACCCAUGGACUGUGGUUCUCUUUGCUGUGCUCAGGGGUCUGCACACUCCAUGGCUACCUCUGACCACAGCUUGCUUUGCUAAGUCAAGUUGACUGGGGCCACGGCCACAGCCGUCCCCUUUCCCACUGGCUUUGGCUGUCUCUGGGUUAUAGUGGCAGAGCUGGGAAGCUGCGACAGAGACCGUAUGGUCCACAAGGUCUGCCAAUCCGUGUGCAAGCUCAGCCUCUUGUUAGCAUUCUUUGUGGCCUUUUUUCACGGGCAGUAAACAUUAUUUUAUAUAUUUUUUUGUUUUCUCCUUUUGUUCCUGUCUUCAGUAAGAGCAGGGUUGUUCGAGACAUUUCUACCUGUGUCUGCAGUGGGAGGAAGGCGGUGGGAAUACUGGAGGCACCUGGUCAUUAUUUGCUAAACAAACCACAACAUUCAGGUUUCACCAGAUAGUUUGCUGGGACUAAAAGAGUCCUUACUGGUCAGAUCAGGAUCUUUGGAUUAUCUAUGCUCGGCCAGAAUAAGCCAGGUGUUCCCAUUGCUUCUCGUCCAUGGCAGUCACACCUAGGCACAGGCUCUUCUACUUGGGUUUCCCUCCCCACCGUCUUGGCUUCCUGCAUGAUUUUUAGAGCCUGGAUGGGUUCCGGGUGGUAAAAUAGUGGACAAAAUGUUUCCUUUGGAGGGAGGGAGGCCAGGAUGGAAGGCGGACCACAGAGUGGUUCCUAGAACUGGGAACCCUUGUGGGGCAUUGUGCUCUGGUCUUGCUGCCGCGGGGUAGUUACAAAUGGUCUCAGUUUCAUUGUAAGCAGGCAGACUAGAAAUUAUAACUGUGAGAGCACAUUCUCCCCGCGCCUUUGUGACUCCGUCUGGAAAAUUGCUUCCAAAGAGCCAAGAAUGACCCCUUGCACAAUUUCCUGGGGCUCUUGUUAAAGGCAGAUUCCCGUGGAAGACCAGGUGACUGUGACUCACCAUGAGCCCCCAUGGACCAGAAAUUCUCCACGUUCUCUCCUGUAUCUCCGAUUCCUGAUGCUAGUUUCCGGUUCCUGUUGUUUCACAAGCUCUGUGUCCUUGGCCUGGAUGCCAGCUGUCUCUGAGCCCCAGGUGCUCAGCUAGAGAGAGGAUUGUAUUUUGUAACUAUGGAUGAACUGAAUUUUGCCAUUGGCAUUACCUCUUUUUUCCUCGGGGGGGGGGGGCCCUGCCUUGCAUUGUUGGUGACAGUCCUAUCUUCCUCCCAGCCCCUCUUUGGGACAGCAGAAAGGAGAGGUGAGAGGCACUUUCUGCUGGCUUUGUGUUUAGAUAGGCUUGUCUCUUGGGGAACAGAAGGGACUCCUAGCAGAGGGGAUUACCUAGGAACAAGAGGCAAGGGGGCAAGAGCUGCCUGCCUCCCUCACUGGGACCACAGCGAGAGUGUCAGGGCUGCAGGCAGGGAGGUGAGCUGGAGGGGAUGCCGGGAAGACCUGGUGCAGAGACCUCGAGGAGGGAGCUUGGCUUUCUACUCCCUGGGCUGAGCUCUGCAGAAGCAGCACCUCCGCCAGGCGAGUCUGGGAGGCCCGAGGGCCCAGGAGACAGCAGGAUGUCAGGGGAGGAAAAGCUUCCUAAGGAUUGUUGUUAAAGAGGCCAGGCUCCGCCUCAGUUCGCCCACGACCUAAAAUGAAAAGGGCUCAGCAGGUGACUCCAGAGUGGCCAGGAGGCCAGAAGGGACCUCAUGGACAGGCUGAUUUGGCUUUUCUUCUUCUGCUCCACCCUCCUCCACAUGGUCUUGGCAUUUCUGAACCCUCCCUGGGCAGACUCAGGGGGAAAGGAGGGUGGGCCCGAGUUAGCUACUGGGCUGCCACCUUGCUGAUCAGACAAAACCCCUGGGUUGAUAGUGUUUGUAUGGAACAGGGAGCAGAGCAAGUUUGGAUUUGGCUUGAAAAUGGGGUAGGAGGUUUUGAAUUGAUGAAUAAGUUGAUUUGGAAUGAAACGCAGAGGUGCAGAAAGAGUGAGAGAGGGAGGGAGGAAAAGAGAGAGAAUGGAAAAUCAAUUCCCCAGCACCAGCCGCGCAGCUGGUGGGCACCAGAUGGGAAAAUGAUGAUCUACAGAUCAGGUCCUGUUAACAAGGCUGCCGGCAACGACGAGAAGCCACCUGCAGCUGCGUGGUGGAAAAUCUGGCUCCAGAGCGUGGGGCUUCUGGUAAUCCUUCUUGGUAACCGCCGAGCCAUGAACUUGCUAAGUGGUAUCCGCUGGAGACGGGCUCCACUCGGGCUCAUCUGCAAAUGGUGGCCAAAUCUCUGUCCCUGGAAGGCCAGAAUGCGCCAGGAGUGGUGGUGGACGCAGGGUCCAACUGUGGUGAGUGUGUAUUGCAGCAGAUGGCCAGGGGCACCGCUCCUGGGACAGCGGCUCUCCUGCGGCUGGUGCCCGCCGAGGGGUCAGGGGCUGCAUCUGUCAUGUCCCUCCUCCCAGUGCCCACCUCCUCUGACCAGCGUCUGCCCACCUGCUCCAACGGUGCUUCUUCUCAUCUCCCCCUGCCAGGAGCAGCAGGUCCUGAUGAGGAGCUCAGGCUGUGGUGAUGGGUAAGGGUGGACCGUGUGCUGGAGUGGGUGCCAGUGCUCUGGGCUCAGAUUGAGGCUCAUGGGCCUCCUUCCUGGCUUUGUAACUCCUCUCUGGGCCUAUGGGUAAGUAACUCAAACCACUAUAAGCCUCAGCUUCCUCCUCUGGUUUUGGGGAUUAAAUGAUAUCAUGAGAAUAGAGAACCUGGCUGCUAAGACCCUGUAUGUACUCAGUGAGGAUAACCCCAAGACCACAACCAGCAAUGCAGUCUUGCCUAAUUCCUGUUGUAGCAAUUGUCCCCAGGCACUGGCACAGCCAGUGGGGUGCCUGUGCCGCUAUCCAGGGGGCCAUGCGGUUCCCGGAUGUCAGUGAUCUUGUCUUCUAAGCCUGUUUCUCCUACCCCUCCUGGAAUGUGCGCUUCUUCCUGCUCCCCAGGGAGGCCUUGUGAGCGUCUCCGCUGCACGCAAUGGUGCGCGUUGCCUCUUCCAGGCAGAAUUGCAUUAGAGGUUUCCAUUUCCUGAAUCCCAGCCCAUGGAGAAAGCCUGUUUCCAAUUACUGUUCCUACCCGUAAUCAGAUGAGAGCACGCUGAGUAAAUGGCUUUCAUGGGGCUGCGGUCGUGGCUGGAUUGACUGGAGUCUUAACCUCCUUAUUAAUAGUGAACAUUUUGGGGAUGAACUUUUGACCACACACUCAUUCAGCGUAUCUUCCUCAGGCAUGCUCUCCCCUGCAGACACAGUGAGUGGCAGACAGGUGUGCAACCAGUGGACAGUGGUGUGGAUGUUCCGCACUCUCUCUCUCUCUGCCUCAGUUUCCCCUGCUGUAAAAUUAGAGGGUUAGAUACUGUGACCUCUGGGUUCCCUUUUGAAUGUUUGUAGGGAAAAAAGAUGAACCAUCAGGGCUGGUGUUGGGUGUAAUGGCUUAGGCUGCCACCUGCAAUUCUGGCAUCCCAUGUGGGCGCCGGUUUCAGUCUGGCUGCUCCACUUCCAAUUCACCUCCUUGCUAAUGCACCUGGAAAAGCAGCGGAAGAUGGUCCACAUCGUUGGACCCCUGACACCUGUAUGGGAGACUUGGAAGAAGCUCCUGGCUUUGACCUGGCCCAGCCCGGGCUGUUAUGGCCAUCUAGGGAGUGAAACAGUGGUUGGAAGAUUGCUCACUUGCUCGCUUUCUGUAAUUCUGACUUUCAAAUAAAUAAGUGAAUUAAAAAACAAAUGAAGAACCAUCAAGCUCUGAGUUCUCAGUGGUGGGGACCACAUCAAUGUCCUGUGGUUUUUGAAUCACUUCCUGGGACUGGACCACCUUUGGCAAAUGGUGCCUCCUUGUGACCCUUCAGGAGGGAGAGUGUGGAGAGAUGACUACUGACUUGGCAUUAUUUUCCCAAAUACGCUUUGCUGUCUGGGGGUGUUGUGGGUGGGAGGCAACUGUGUCUUUCUCAAGUAGAAUUUGACUUUGGAUUCUCAUUGGAGUUACCCAGGGAGCUUUUUCAAACUUUUGAUGCCCAGGCCAGAUAUUGAGACAAUUAUAAUAGAAUUUCUGGGAGUGGGGUGGAGCAUGUAUUUUGUAAAAAUCCCCAACAUACAGGCAGUAUGGAGAAUAAGCUCUAGAAUAGUGCAUCUCCAACUUUCCUAGGUGCAGGAAUCACCGGAGAUCGUAUUACGGUGCAGAUUCUGGCCUAGGAGGUGGCAGUGGGGCCUCAGGGUCAGUGUGUCCAGAGUCCGGUGCUGCCGGCUCCCAGGUCACACUGGGUAGCAACACUUGAGAGGCUCCAUAGUCUGGCUCUGCUACGGGAAACCACAAGCCCAGGAGAAACUUGAGCUACAGAUGUCUGAGGGGGUGGCUUUUUUGCCCAUCCACACCAGCAGAACGUGGCUAGAAGUGUGGGACCCUUAGUCUCUGGGUUAGGCCUCUUUUCAAGUGGCCAGUCUGUAAGUAUUUGUUCAACAUUUCUUUAGUGGAGGUGCCAUUGGUAAUGGCAAGGAUUUUUUAAAAUUGUGAUGAGGUAGGUAUUUGGUGCAGUGGUUAAGACGCUGGUUAGCACCCUUGUGUCCCAUAAUGCAGUGCCGAGAUUUGGAUCCUGGUUCAGCUCCCAAUUCCAGCUUCCUUCAAGUGCCUGGCCCUCUGCCACUCACGUGGGAGACUCUGAUAGAGUUCUCAGCUCCUAGUUUCCCCUAGUCACCUGCCUUGGCUAUUGUGGCCAUUACAGGGGUAUACCAGUAGAUAAGAGGUCUCUGUUCAUCUGUCUUUCAAGUAAAUACAAGAAAUAAAGUAAAAAACUUUGUGAUUUGACUUUUCCUCCUCGACGAGAGUGGGCACUUGUUCCUUUUAGAGCUGGACAGCACUUGAAGCUCUUUCUUAUGCUUUGGGAGUUGCCCUGUGUGCUUACUGCAGCAGGCAACCCUCCUGUCACUCAAGGACUCUGAUGAUAUCUCCACCCCCAAGGCAAGGAAAAGCUUUGGUCUCAGCUGGUACAAUCGGAUAUUUCUGCCUAAGACCUUGGCCUGAGCAGGUAAGUGUGCAAAGGUGCAAGUGCAGUGAGCGCUGAUUCAGGCAGCAGCAGGUGCAUCCAAGGCCGAUGGUGGCAACGACAGCAGUGGGACCCACGCCCAGAGGUGGGUGCUAUGCAGGCUCUGCCUGUGCUCUGACCCAAGCAGGGAGAUUCUGGCCUCCAAUCUUGACUGGUUCCAGGUGUUUCACUGAUUGUGCGAGCUACACAGUAGCCCACCAAUGAAUGUACUUUCGGCUUAAAGUAUCUUGAUUUUUGCUGAUUGGUACCUGGGGUGGUCAUGAGAGUCGAUGAGAAAACCCAGAUGGAGAGCGUGGGGUUUCACCCAAUGCAGAGCAAACCAAUCAGUGCUAGGGAAGUCAAAGAGGCAGCAGAACACUAGGAAGGGGAGGAGAAAGGGAGAAGAGAGGAGAAGGAGGAAAGGAGCAGAGGCUGAGAGACACUGGAGAGGUUGUCAUCAGAGGGAUCACGCGGGCCCAGCCAAGUGCCUGCUGGGAAAAGCCGAGACCCAUGAACUGAAAAUGAGCCAGCCCCGGGGAAAGCCCAGCAGACAGGCAGCAGCUGUGCCCAGCCCUGAGCAUGGAAGGAGGCUAAUGCACUGCAGGGGGGUGUUGGGAGGUAGGGAGGGGCUUGGUGAUGGAGGGGGUUGGGUAGGAGAUGCAGGCUAGAGUAAGGAGGAGCCAGGUCAGAAUGGGUUUUCUGGGCCAAGACAAGAAAUCAGCAUUUAAGAUUUAGUACUGAGAGUGCUGCAAAGCGUUGCCAAGCCGGGUCCUUCCUCCAAGUCCUGGAUUAUCUCCGGGAGGAAUCUCAGCCUGGCUGGCCCUAGCUCUUGGGAGAUGGGAUGACAAUUAGGAGAUGGAUGACGUUUGUCUGGGGGGUGGAGCUUCCACCUGCUUGGAUGAAUCAGAUGCUCAGGACAUUCACCUGCGUGGCUGUGGAACCCUUCCCAGGAGCUGGCGGAGGGCGGACUGUGCUAUGACAGCGAAAACCUCUCUCAUCUCUAUGGCUUAACCCAGUUGAUGUAGGUCUAGCAGUUCACGCGGAGACCUAGCCAUCCGCUGCGUUAACCUUGUGGGGCCGCGGUUUGUUUGGAGUCAUGGUGGCGAGAGAGGACGUGUGAGGAGGUGAAACUCCACUCUUGGCUCCCUGGCCAGGAUUGGGUGCACGGCCCCGCUGAGAUCCUUGCAAGAGGACUGGAGGACAGAGGGAAGCCCAGCGAAUAUUUGGAAUACAGGGAGGAGGGCCCUGUGAAGGUGGAGACAGACUCGGGAGUUUUGCUGCCACAAGACAAGGCCUACUGGAAGAAGCAGGGGAGGAGUCUUCCCCACGGUCUUCAGAGGGAGAGGGCAUGCUGACACUCGACUUCAGAAUUCUGGCUUUCAGUACAGCAGAAAGGACAGUGAAAGAGAGAGAGAAAGGUCUUCCUUUUUUUCCCGUUGGUUCACCCUCCAAUGGCCGCUGUGAUCCACGCUGAUCCGAAGCCAGGAGCCAGGUGCUUCUCCUGGUCUCCCAUGUCUUUCCAGGGCCCAAGCACUUGGGCCAUCCUCCACUGCACUCCUGGGCCACAGCAGAGAGCUGGAAAGGAAGAGGAGAGACCGGGACAGAAUCCAGCGCCCCGACUGGGACUAGAACCCGGUGUGCCGGCGCCAUAGGCAGAGGAUUAGCCUAGUGAGCCAUGGCACCAGCCAACACUGAUUUUUAAUGUAUCAUUUUGUUUCAUCCUCAGAAGAAUCCUAUGGAGUGGGAGGGGUGGUCAUUGCUCUGGUUAGUAGAAGACGACGAUGGACUUGCGAAUCCAAGGAAGGUCAAGGUCACACAAGCUGGUGAAUGUUGCAUCUCAAGUCAUCACUUCAUGGGCAUCUCUUCUCUCUGUCAUGUGUCAUUGUUGUGUCUUAUAGUUCUAGACUAUGAGCAACUAUUCCUGAUUCCAUCAUUCUCAUUCUUAUCUCUUAUUUUCUGCAUGGAAUAUGUGCUUGAUGUAACUCUGCUGAAUAAAUGGAUGUAUAAGCCACAUUUUCAGUAGUUUUCUCAGAUAUAGUCAUGACUGGUCUGUCUUAACCUUCCAUCAUCUUCUUUUCCAUGAAGCCUUCUCCUUCCAUUUUCUUUAGCAAGAGCCGCUCGCUCUAUUGUUAAGUGAAGCUGACUAGUUAGAUGGAGAGAUACAAGAGGAACUUGCAAACCCACCAGCCACACACAUAACUCUGCGGUCAUUACAGUGUCAUAGGCUUGUGGUCUUGUUGCAGAUGAAAGAAAAGGGAGACCCUGGAUUUGCACCUCUUGAACGACAAGACUGUUGGUCUCCAGGGACUCGUCCUUGAACUGCCGUUUUCAAGGGAGUGAGUACCAUGCUCACUUCCUCCUCUCCUCCCGUCAGUUAAACUUUACCUCCAGACUCAAGCUGUCACCUGGUCCUCUUCUAACCAGCCUACAGACACAUUGCGGGGGUUCCCAUUGUUCUAAGCAAUGCACACUGAAUAAAGCCUGUG